Messenger RNA from Penicillium waksmanii, 762 nucleotides. RefSeq names its product SUR7/PalI family protein. Lineage: Eukaryota; Fungi; Ascomycota; Eurotiomycetes; Eurotiales; Aspergillaceae. The record is from RefSeq and is a predicted model, not a curated record. Gene Ontology annotation, cellular component: membrane raft; plasma membrane; cell cortex. The transcript has 4 exons. The coding region runs from base 1 to 762 and encodes 253 amino acids. Gene Ontology annotation, biological process: fungal-type cell wall organization; endocytosis; septin cytoskeleton organization.
AUGGGCCUCAGCAGAGCGUCAUUGGGCUUCUUGGGCCUGUUUUUCAUGGCCGGCGCGAUUCUAUUAAUCUUCCUUACACUACUGGCGGGCGCGCGCAACUCCAUUCCGCUCAAUGAGGUGUACUUCCUUCAAGCCGAUACGGGCAAUAUCCCAGGCGCACCCCCUCUCUCGCGCUGGACCUUCUGGAGUCUAUGCGGAGUGACAGAUGGUGGUAAGAAUGACUGUGGCAGUUCGCACCCAGCCUUCCCAUUCGACCCUCCAAGCCACCGCAACUUCAAUACCACGGAUAAUGUGCCUUCGCGAUUUAUUGGCACAAGUCACUACUUCCUGAUGACUCGCUUCAUGUUCCCCUUUAUUAUUAUUGGUCUGUUCUUCGCCGUGGUUUCUCUUUUCACUGGCUUUCUGGCCAUGUGCACACGUAUUGGUAGCUAUAUCUCUGGAUUUGUCGCCUGGCUCGCAUUGACCUUCCAGGUCAUUACUACCUGCCUCAUGACUGCUGUCUUUGUGCAGGCCCGGGAUGGCUUCACGAGCAAUGGCCAAGGCUCCAAGCUCGGUGUCAAGGCUUUCGCUUUCAUGUGGACUGCGAGCGUCUGUCUGUUUCUCUCUUGCCUGAUGUACUGCCUCGGCGGUGCGGUUGGCCGCAAGGACGAUGGCUACAGUGGGCGCAAGGAGCGCCGUCGCGGAUUCUUCAACUCCGCCCGAUCCAACAGUGUGCGAAGCCAGAAGAAGGAAAAGGAAUCCUACGCCACCGGAGCUGCUUAA